AGUGAUGAAAUUGAAACUAAAAAAACAAUUAAACAACCAACCUAACAACGCCGUAUGAAGGUAAAGUGUCUGGGGAAGCUUUGAAGGUGUUUGACAAAACGUUGAAGAGAAAAAUGGGAAUGGCGUGGUUGCAGUUGCAGAGAAUCAUCACCAAAGGAGGUGCUAAUUUGAUCUCAACACUCCCACACUCUACGCCUUCUUCUUCUUCUAGACUCUUCUCCAAAUCACCCCACUAUGCUGUGAAGGUUGGAAUACCAGAGUUUCUAAACGGAAUUGGGAAAGGGGUUGAGUCUCACGUUCCCAAGCUCGAAUCCGAUAUCGGAGAUUUCCAGAAGCUUCUUGUCACUCGCACCCUCAAGCUCAAGAAGCUCGGCAUUCCUUGCAAACAUAGGAAGUUAAUAUUGAAAUACACACACAAGUACAGGCUGGGAUUAUGGAGGCCACGUGUUGAGUCCAUCAAAGCUUGAUUGGUUUCUAACCAGUACGUGGUCACUGUCUGUUAGAUCAUAUUUCAAAUGUUUAGCAGCAGCAGCAGAAUGACAGUGCUCGACUUUACAAGAAAAGAUCAAGUCACUUUCUUUAGACACCACAGAUCUUUUACAAGAAAACAUAUUCCAAAUUGGGUUGCUUAGGAAAUUCGAAUUCUGAAAUAUCACAAUAAAAUGUGUUUUUUGAGGGGACAUUGCUAUUUUGUGCGAAAUUUCUAUUGGAUAUGACUACCUGAAAAAGUCAUCAUUUUUUUUCUGUCUAAUGAUGAAUUCAUUGUUAGUUAAGAUUGAAGUUCUUUGAGUGUUAUAACUUGGUGAUUAUUAAAAGGGAAUUGAUGGAAGUUGUGGUUGUGGCGAACAA
Vigna angularis (adzuki bean) is the source of this 849-nucleotide messenger RNA. RefSeq lists its product as uncharacterized. Lineage: Eukaryota; Viridiplantae; Streptophyta; Magnoliopsida; Fabales; Fabaceae. The transcript has 3 exons. The record is from RefSeq and is a predicted model, not a curated record. The coding region runs from base 114 to 467 and encodes 117 amino acids.